This is a messenger RNA of Neurospora tetraspora, 1523 nucleotides long. RefSeq lists its product as uncharacterized. The transcript has 2 exons. The coding region runs from base 1 to 1236 and encodes 411 amino acids. Lineage: Eukaryota; Fungi; Ascomycota; Sordariomycetes; Sordariales; Sordariaceae. The record is from RefSeq and is a predicted model, not a curated record.
AUGCGUUCCUUCACCUGGACCACCGUUUGGGUCCUUUGGGCCUUGGCCCUCAGCGCCUCAGGUUCUGCUGUUCCAAACAGAGAUGUGGCCCUGAGGGAAAGAGACCUGGAACGGUCUAAUUCUCUGUUCAAGAGAGUGGCGUCUGCUUUCCAUUUGGCCUCUGUCCCCCGCUCCGUCUACGCCCGCCAGGACGAGACCGACGUCGUCAAGGAAGUUGUCGUCGAGGAGGUCGUCGAGCCCGCCCAGCGCAAGCGCUCCCCUCAAGACGACAACACAGAAGUUGUCGUCGAGAAGGUCGUGGAGGUAGUAACCGUCCAUCCACUCGAGAUGCGCGCAGCUGCCAGCUCCGCUGCCGCCGCAUCUGCCGCCGCGCUCUCAUCCCAGGCCGCUGCUGUCUCUUCUGAUGCCAAGGCCGCCUCCAGCGCCGCUGCCAAGGCCGCUUCGGCUGCCAGCUCGGCGGCUCCCGAGUCGACUGCGGCUGACAAGGCCAACGCUGCUUCCGCCGCCCCUUCCUCCGCCGCCGAGGCCGCUGAGUCCUCCGCCGCCCCUUCCUCCGCCGCCGAGGCCGCUGAGUCCUCUGCCGCCCCUUCCUCCGCCGCCGAGGCCGCUGAGUCCUCCGCCGCCCCUUCUGCCGCCAAUAAGGCCGAGUCCUCCGCCGCCCCUUCCGCCGCCGCCGCUUCUGAGUCUGAGAGCGCCAAUCAGGAUAUUGCCGCUUCUUCUGCUGCCGCUUCUUUCGGUGCUGCCUCUUCUGCCGCCGAGUCCGCUUACGAGUCCGCCGCUCCGUCCGAGAGCGCUGCCGAUGACACCCAGGAUGACGGUAGUGGCGACGAGGGCGAGGACGCCUGGUCCACAGCCUGGCCCUCAGCCUGGCCCUCAGCCUCGCCCUCAGCCUGGCCCUCAGCCUGGCCCUCAGCCUGGCCCUCAGCCUGGCCCUCAGCCUGGCCCUCAGCCUGGCCCACAGCCACCGGUGAUGCGUGGGCGGAAGGCGAGGAACCCUGCCCCGAGGAGGGUGGUGACGCCCCCUGGGGAACCGGCUACGCAGCAUAUGGUGGAGAUGGCGGUUUGGUUCUCUCUACUGUCGCGCCUGAGCCUGCGGCGGCCACGGGCGGCAGCGCGGACGACAUGCAGCGUGCGGGGUUCGCGGACGUUAAGCUUGCUGGUGCUGCUGGACAGAAGGUUGAUGCGAAGAUUGCGUUGGCUGUUGGUCUCGCUGGAUUGAUGUUUGUGCAGCUUUAAGAAGCUGUAAAUGUUUCCUUUGGUUCGUGGGAGAGAGGAGGGGAAGGGCUUGGGUGGUUGAUGAAGUGAUAGAAGAGUUGUGACAUUCGGUGGCUCUUCCAUCUUCGGCUUGUCGACUCCUGACCGACAUCAAGACUUUCGAUGACAAGUUGACCAAAACUUCUCAAAGCUCUCUCUCUCUCGCUCACUCUCUCGACGGACGAAAAAGUACACUCGAGCUGGUUGACAGUCCAAUGACUUUGCUUUUUCUCUUGCGGAGCCGGAGCCUGGCUAUAGGCACAACCGCA